Messenger RNA from Hypoxylon trugodes, 2453 nucleotides. Its product is annotated as kinase-like protein. Gene Ontology annotation, molecular function: ATP binding; MAP kinase kinase activity. NCBI's taxonomy places the organism in Eukaryota, Fungi, Ascomycota, Sordariomycetes, Xylariales, Hypoxylaceae. Gene Ontology annotation, biological process: cellular hyperosmotic response; MAPK cascade; protein phosphorylation. Bases 293 to 2248 code for a protein of 651 amino acids. The transcript is spliced from 2 exons. The record is from RefSeq and is a predicted model, not a curated record.
CCACUUAACUUCCCGUGUAGAAUUUUUUUCGAUCCUCACAAAAGUCAACCACCUAUUAUACCUAUCUAUUUCCCGUCGCCGCCGUCGAAUUAACCCCAUCGUUUAUAACUUUUACUCGCUUGCUGUAUUAUUCCCCGCCAAAACGGCCCACCCGAAUUUCGUCCUGUUCAGCUAUUCAGCUAGCAACAAAGAAAGCCCUCACUACUACUAGUACCCACUGCUCGGUGAUGAUAGUAAAACCGAAUCGUUAGACGUCCUUUUUCUUUCCUUUUUUAAAACUCAAGAUUUCACCAUGGCCGGCGUUCAUGACGAUUCGGAUUCGGUGCCAGCUACACCUGACGAGCUGAGCGAUAAGGAACUUCUAGGCAGCCCCGCGUCUCCCGGUUCCGUCGACUCCUCCUCAGAAGCCAGCACACCGCUCGAGACACCCAGCGAACCAAACGCCGAACCGCCAAAGAGAAUGCCGUCCUUACGCUCCGUGUCCGAUCCUCAGAACCCGGGACAUCCAAUGUCCGCCUCGUCUACCCAUCUAGGUGUUUUAUCCAAUGCGAGACGCCCCGCCGCAGCUGGCGCGCACAUGUCGAGCGGCCGCCUGCCGGAGGAUAUCAAUGCCAAGAUGCGGGCUUUUCACUUAUCACGACAGGGUAGCUCGCCUUUGACUUCUCAACAAGGUACCCCGCCAUCUGUCCCUUCCCCAGCUGGUCCUGUCAUUGGUGGUUUACCUCGGAAUCUCCAAAUGCCUGGAGGCCCUCAAAGGCCCGGCGCCCCGUCGUUUCCCAAAUCGGCUCCUACUGUGCCUUCGAUGGCACCGGGAGGUGGGGGUUUAGCAGGAAAAAGGCGGUUUGGACUCAAACUUGGGGACAUGGGCGGAGGAGCCCCACCUCCCUCUCCUGGGUCUGGUGGUCCCGGCGGUGUUCCCCAAGUGAUGCCCACACAAAACGGUGGUGCUCAUUUGUCGCAGAUGAAGCAAUUCGAAGAAUACAUCGACUCCGAAAAGGGCUAUUUGACUUUCAAAGGCAAAGCGAUUAUUACCAACAAGGGAGUCGACUUUUCAGAUGGGUCGGUCUUCAGAAUAUCACUCGACGAAGUUGAAAAACUAGACGAGUUGGGGAAAGGAAACUACGGUACUGUCUAUAAGGUGAGACAUACUAAGCCACGAGUACCGCGCUUCGGCCCGGGCCUCGCUGGAUUUAAGUCUGCCUCUUUACCAGGUCUACCGACUGGCGCACAAGAUAAGACAGAUGGUGAAACCAAGACUGGGUCUAGUGGGAUGGUUAUGGCUAUGAAGGAGAUACGCCUAGAGUUGGAUGAGGCAAAAUUGACGACUAUUUUGAAGGAAUUGGUAAUUUUGCACGAAUGCGCAUCCCCUUAUAUCAUUGAGUUCUACGGGGCUUUCUUCCAGGAGAGCGCUGUGUAUAUGUGUCUCGAAUAUAUGGAUGGUGGUUCUAUCGACAAACUCUACUUGGGCGGCAUCCCAGAGAAUGUGCUUCGAAAGAUCACGUACUGCACUGUGAUGGGCCUGAAAGAGUUGAAGGAUAAGCACAACAUCAUUCAUCGCGAUGUGAAACCUACAAACAUACUCAUAAAUACUCGAGGACAGGUCAAAAUCUGCGACUUCGGUGUGAGUGGUAAUCUGGUCGCAAGUAUCGCCAAGACCAACAUUGGAUGCCAAAGUUAUAUGGCCCCGGAGCGAAUCUCUGGCGGAGCCUACAUGCAGGCUGGUGCUGGAGACGGCACGUAUAGUGUACAAAGUGAUAUAUGGAGCUUAGGUCUGACGAUUAUCGAAUGCGGCAUGGGGAAGUACCCCUAUCCCCCGGAAGUGUCUUCCACUAUAUUUAGUCAACUUAGCGCUAUUGUUGAAGGAGACCCGCCUGACUUACCAGAUCGAUAUUCUGAAGCAGCACGGACGUUCGUACACGGAUGUCUUAAUAAAGUACCAAAACUGAGGCCCACGUAUCAAGCGCUGUUAGCAUCGGAGUGGCUUAAAGACCUGACGAAGCCAGAGACCAUCACUGAAGAGGACGAAGAGGCAGACGAAAACGACGCCAGCGACGAGGCACUCGCCGGCGCGGCUGGGAAGUUAGACCUCAGUCAUUCAAGCACGGAAGAUGAAGAAGUUGCCAAAUGGGUUAAUGAAGUACUAGAGAAAAAGCAGAAUGAGCAAUACGGUGAAACGGAAGGGCAACCCGCACUUCAUCACGCCCCUCUGGAUGCUGUGAGCCCAUUGGCUAGUCCACAGAUCGGUUAAUGGUAGCGACAAAGAACCCCACGACGGAAUUAAUUAGAUCGGGACGGGAAAAGUACAAGGUAACUAAGGACAAUUCUGCGGCACAGUGGAGCAGGUUCUCCGCGAUCCUCUUUUACACGAUUACUUCGAGAACAUAGCAUUAUUCCGGCGUACACAUUUUUCUUUCGAUACAUAGCAGGCCGGGCGGGGCGGCAGCAUUCGUCUC